AUGGCAUCGCGACCGCGUCGUUCCGCCGCUCAGCGGGCCACUGAGGCCAUCACUGACAUGGCCGACAGAGACAACGCCCUCAUGUCUUCAUCCAGGUCCCGCCGCUCAGCGGCAGACUCUCCCUCUGCAGACUCGCCACACAUGCACCUCACCGUCAAGGUACCGGCGUCCAAGCUGCGCCAAGCCACCGGCCGUCAGGCCGCAGCCAGCAAGCGCGACCAGUAUGGCGGCCGGCGCUCAGCGCGAGCCACUAAGAAGAGGUAUGUAGAGUCUAGCGAGGACGAGGAUGAGGAAGACGAAGAGGAGGAAGAAGAGGAAGAGGAAGAGGAGCAGGACGAGAUUCGCGUCGGAGAUGAUGACGGUGAGGAGGACGAGGAGGACGAAGAGAUGGAUGAUGCCGAAGGCGAAGAGGACGCCGACGGCGAGGUGGACGACAUGGAAGUCGACGCCGAGGGUGAAGACGAUGACGCCGCCGCCGAUGCCGAUGGCGACGUUGACAUGGAUGUCACCCCGGCUCCGGCCAUCAAGAUCACCAAGCCUUCAAGGAGUGCAGCCAGCAAAUCCAAGGACACCCCCACCAAGGGCACCUCAAGAGCUGCGCCAAGAAACAUCGUUGUCGCCGAUGACGACGACGACGAUGAUGAGCUCAGCGAGCUCGAGAGCGAUGUAGAGGAGGAGAUUAAUGACACUGUCCGAGUUGGCGGUGAAGAGGAUGCCGAAGGCGAAGAAGACGAAGAGGAGGAAGAGGAAGAAGAGGAGGAGGUCGAAGAGGAGGACGACGACGUGGAUGCCGAAGGCGAAGAUGUCGAGGUGGAGGAGGAGGACGCCGAGGGCGAAGUGGAGGAGAUCGAUAGCGACGAUGAUGGCAGCCGAGCCGAAACUCCCGACCUGGCCAAGAUGACCAAACGGCAAAGAGCCAGGUUCGAGGACGAACCCCAACAGUACAUGAAGCUGUCCGAUGAGGUCCAAGUCAAGAAGGUUUUCACUGCAGAGGAGCUGAGCAUGAGGCGGGCAGAGAUGGCUCGCCGCCGUCGCAACCUCAGCGAAAAGCGUAACGAAGAGGUCAAGACCGAAACUAUCAACAAGCUCCUCAAGCGCCAGGCUCCCAAGACCACCAAGAAGGGUGCUGGCCUGGCAGGCAAUGAGACCCCCGAUGUCGAGUCGACGAGGCCUGACCCGCUGUUUGUGCGCUGGAUCAGCAGCAAGGAGGGCAGUCGUAUCGCCGUCCCCGGGGAGAUCCUCGAGGCUCCUAUCGGAAGAGUAUUUGUUCCUGGUGGCUCUGGACCCUUUGGAAGGAAGAUGGUCGAGGAGGUAUCAUAG
Thyridium curvatum is the source of this 1320-nucleotide messenger RNA. RefSeq lists its product as uncharacterized. Bases 1 to 1320 code for a protein of 439 amino acids. The record is from RefSeq and is a predicted model, not a curated record. Lineage: Eukaryota; Fungi; Ascomycota; Sordariomycetes; Thyridiales; Thyridiaceae. Gene Ontology annotation, biological process: chromatin remodeling. Gene Ontology annotation, cellular component: Ino80 complex. The transcript is spliced from 3 exons.